AUGGGGAACCAGUGUUGCUGCAUUCAAGAUGACUCGAAGAAUCCUUCCAAAAAGCGUGUGAAAAGGGAGCCCUACUCUACUACCAAGGUGACUUCAGGGAGCACAUUCAAUGAGAAUACAAGAAGAUAUGCUGUGCACACCAACCAGUGUCAGAGACCUCAUGGCUCCCCGGUAAAGAAGAAGAUGUACCCACAAGAAGAUGACUUCCAUCAUACAAUCUUCAGCAACCUUGAAAGAUUGGACAAGCUUCAGCCAACUCUUGAAGCCUCUGAGGAGUCUCUAGUUCACAAGGACAGAGGAGAUGGAGAGAGGCCAGUCAAUGCGAGGGUGGUGCAGGUGGCCCCCCUGAGGCGUGAAUCUACUCCUCAUGGGGACGCCGUCCACGACACCGCCAACGAGGACACCUUCCACAACACCGCCGACGAGGACGCCGUCCACAGCACCACCGAUAAGGAUGCCGUCCAGGGCACCGCCAAUGACACCGUCCACGGCAUCACCGACGGGGUCGCCGUCCACGGCAUCGCUUACGAGGAAGCCACCCAGGGCAUCGCCAACUGGGAUGCUGUCCAGGACAUCGCUAACGAAGAUGGAUUCCACAGCAUCGAUAACGAGGACGCCGUCCAGGGCAUCGCCAACUGGGACGCCGUCCAUGGCUUUGCCGACGAGGCCGCCUUCCACGGCAUCACCGACGGGGAAGCCUUCCACGGCAUCGCCGACGGGGAAGCCUUCCACGGCAUCGCCGACGGGGACGCCGUCCAGGGCAUCGCCGACGGGGUCGCCGCCCAGCACAUCGCCAACGGGGACGCCGCCCAGGGCAUCGCCGACUGGUACGCCGCCCAGGGCAUCGCUGACUGGGACGCCGCCCACGUCUUCGCUGACGGGGACGCCGCCCAGGGCAUCACCAACAGGGACGCCACCAAGGGCAUGGGCAACGAGGUUGCCGUCCACGGCAUCGCUAACGAGGACGCCGUCCACGACAUCGCUAAUGAGGACGCUCUCCACGGCAUCGCUAACGAGGACGCCGUCCACGGUGUCACUAACGAGAAAAUCAAAUGUUAA
Molecule: messenger RNA, 1059 nt
Organism: Gorilla gorilla gorilla (western lowland gorilla)
Lineage: Eukaryota; Metazoa; Chordata; Mammalia; Primates; Hominidae
Exons: 8
Coding region: 1-1059 (352 amino acids)
Source: RefSeq, a predicted model, not a curated record